AUGGCCAAAGUGGACUGGUUGAGUGUGACAGGAGCCAGCAGGCAGCAGGAGGAGAUGGUGUUUUAUUACUACAGCAACCGUAGCAUCCCGGUGGGCCGCUUCCGGGGCCGGGCGCAGUGGCAGGGGGACAUGUCCCACUGGGAUGGUUCCAUCCAGCUGCGGGACCUGCAGGUGAACGACAGCGGCACCUACACCUGUGAGAUCCGGCUGCUCCAGCACAGCCGCAUCUUCAAGAACCACACGGUGCUGCGUGUCAGCUCCACAGGACAGAGAGCAGCAGCAGGUGCCCAGGAGGCUGAGGUCCCAGGGAACACUGUGUUUUGGCCUGUGACCGUGGGCUGUGGCUGUGUGGCCGUUGUGCUGGCUUUCCUGGCUGGGCUCAGCCUGAGGAAGAGGUCUGCAGCCAGCAUGGCCCUGGAGAGGACUGGAAGCGAUGGCAGCAAGAACAAAGCAGAGGAAGCCCUUUACGCCUCAGUCCCUGUAGCUGAGGUACCCAAGGCUGAACAGCGUGCAGGAAAGAAGAAGAGAGCCGAAGAGAUCUACAUAACCAUGCACCCCUCUGCCUUCCGGGAGAACGGCGUCUACGUGGAGCUGUCCCGGGGGGUGAUCCCGGCAGAAUGGAUGGGAAUGGGGAGACAGAGUGAUGGACAGAGGGCUGAGCCCUGCAGCAGGCCAGAGGCAGCACUUCCCUGGGCUCCAGAGGGGGAGAAGGAGCCGUGCAGAGGGAAGUCAGCCCCUUAG
This is a messenger RNA of Apus apus (common swift), 741 nucleotides long. RefSeq names its product junctional adhesion molecule-like. Bases 1 to 741 code for a protein of 246 amino acids. Lineage: Eukaryota; Metazoa; Chordata; Aves; Apodiformes; Apodidae. The record is from RefSeq and is a predicted model, not a curated record. Gene Ontology annotation, cellular component: membrane. The transcript is spliced from 6 exons.